UUAUUCUUCAUUAGGCGGACAUGAAGGCGGCGUUGUCUGAGGGUGGUCAAGAUGUUGGGAAGACCUGUUUGAGCGAGACACACUCUUUCUUAAUUUUUAGGAUCUGCCGGAGGCAACAUUUAAUUUUCGCUCUUGCUUUGUGAAACAGAAUAAGGAAGUUUUCUGUCUGGAAAGUCGCAUAUCUACGCUAGGAUACCGUGAAGCGAAAUGGCCGCUACAGUUGACGCAGACGUUCCAGAAACUGGGGCUGUAUUUACUUUUGGUAAAAGUAAAUUUGCUGAUAAUUUACCUAACAAAUUUUGGGUGAAAAAUGACAGAGUGCUUCAGAUUGCUUGUGGUGAUGAACAUACAGCCCUUAUUGCAGAGUCUGGCAGAGUGUUUAUGUUCGGCCCCAAUGAAUGGGGUCAACUUGGUCUUGGUCAGGAGAAUAACGGUGUUAACAAACCAAGCUGUGUUAAAUCCUUAAAGCAUGAAAAAGCUAAACAAGUUGCUUGUGGAAGAAGUCAUACCUUGAUCUCAACAGAGUCAGGACACAUCUAUUCAUGUGGUAACCAUUCUGAUGGGCAGCUUGGAUACAAAGCUACUACAAAUCAGCAUAUACCAAAGCUUAUAGAGUCAUUGCCUCCUACUAAAUAUAAAUUGUUAGAUGCUGGCUCUGACAGCUCUGUAGCUCUGACAGUGGAUGGUAGAUUAUUUAUGUGGGGAAACAACGAAGAUGGCAAACUUGGUUUAGGGGAAGUGGAAAUAGUGGAGGAACCCACACAGCUGCCCAUGGAUCGUCCUGUGGUCUGCGUGGCUUGUGGUUAUUACCACACAGCUAUUGUAACAGAUGAUGGUAAACUAUUUACAAUGGGUGAGUCAGACGGUGGCAAGCUUGGCUUGACUGAUGAUGCAGGGGAGACAAAUGUACCACAACAAGUUACUGCCAUCACUGAGCCAGUCAAAUGGGUGAGCUGUGGGAGCUCACAUACAGUGGCUCUAACAGAAAGUGGGGACUGUUAUGUGUUUGGAGAAGGUGAAAGUGGUCAACUUGGACUUGGUACUGAUACAUACUCAGUGACUGAACCAACACAUUUAAAACUGCCUUUCAAAGUGAAAAAAGCUUACUGUGGGCAAGCUUUCACAGCCUUGAUAUCAGAAAAAGGUCAGCUGUAUACAUUUGGUGACGGGAGACACGGAAAGCUAGCUCAUGGUGAUGAUCAGUUCUCCAAUCAAUACAAACCUUAUCACUGCAAGCGAUUUUCUCAUUUUAUUGUAACAAAGGUAGCGUGUGGUGGUUGUCACAUGAUAGUCACUGCCAAGCCAAAACCUCAGGAUGAUGGUGAUGUGACUGUGGAUGGUGAAGUAGAUGAAAUGAAGUCAUUGGAUGACAGGUCAUUGCUAGAGACCAUGAAUGGAGGUUCUCCAACACUCUCCAGGUCUUUGUCUGCCAGAGAGAAAAGAAGAAAUGAAGUCACAAGAUCUUUCUCCACUCUGACUGAGUUGCUUCCAGCUUUGAAUAGAUCUCGCCUUAGCACAACAAUGCCUGCUCUGAAAUCUCAGCCUAAAGUCAAUGGGGAUGUUCUUAGUAGAACUGUGGCUCCUAUGCUUGCUCUAGAGAAUGGUGUAAAGUCUAACAAGGAAAGUGAUGAUGAAAAAGAUCAUAGUAAAGUUGCUGGAAACAAGGAUCCUUCCCCUAUGGUCACGCCAAGAAAACUACACAGUCCUAAGAGUCUCCAAGAUGGUAGUGAUGGUGAUGAUGAGCAUGAUGAUAGCAGCAUUGACGGGGAGGCUUCAGAAUCAAAUGAGAACUUUGAUAAAAAGUCGGAUGAUGACGAUGAAGAUUUGCUGGCUGUGACCAAUGAAAUGAAGAAAAAAAUCGAAGAUUAUGCCAGCGAUGAAAGCGAGGAUGAAAAGCUGGCGAGCAAGUCUGGUCCUAAAAGUUUAACCAAAUCCGACAACAGUGAGGUUGUUGUGAGCCAAGUGAUAAAGCAGGAAGUAAAAGUGGAAGAUAGACUUACAAACAAUACAGAGAAGCCAAAGGAAGAAACUCAAAGUGACUCCACACCAACAGUAAGAGUAACUUUUGUGGAUGCUGCGCACCAGAAAAAGGGUCCUCUACCUACACCUAGAAAAAAGAUAGAGGAGAAAGAAAAAGAAGAGGUCAGUGAUGAAGAAGAUGAGGAUGAAGAAGAUGAAGAGGAGGAAGGAGAGGAGGAGAAGACCAAAGAACAGAAAAAAGAAGAAGAAGAGAAAGGGAAAAACAAAAAGAAUAAAGAUAAGAAAGAGAAAAAGAAGAAAGAAGAAGAAAAGACUAAAAAAGACAAAAAAGAAAAGACAAAAGGUAAAAGUGAAGAAGACAAAUCAAAAGAGGAUCUCAAAUCCAAGAAAGGAAAAAAGGAAGACAAAGACAAAACAGAAGAAAAUGAUGUUAAAAAAGACAAGCAAAAGAAUAAAGAAGAAAAAAACAAAGAGAAAAAAAAAGGAAAGAAAGAUAAAGAGAAUGAAGAAGAAGAGAAUGAAAAGACUGAUAAAAAGAAGAAAAAAGGAAAGAAAGAUGAAGAAAAUGAAGAAGAAGAAGAAAAUGAGAAAUCUAUUCAAAAAAAUGAUAAAAACAAGAAAAAGGGAAAGAAGGAAGAAAAAGAGGAGAUAAAGUCUGACAUUGAAAAUGGAACCAAUGAAAAAGAUAUAAAUGAAAAUAAAAAGCCUCCUGCAAAAAAAUCCAGAACAUGUACAGUCUUAUGAUCUUCACUAUUGUGUUACCCAUGCUCAGCUCAAGAACAACAGUUUUGGACAGUUUUCAGAGACACAACAGUUGGAUUUAUUUCACACACUAUGCAUGUGUAGUGAAUACUAAAUUCAUUAAUAUAAUCUUCUGAACAAAAAAAAAUAUAUACUUGUAUAUAGUUCAUCAAUAUAUUUUUAGUAUCUUUACAUUUAUGAAAUAGUGAAUAAUCAGUCUGGGCAGAUCUUUUGGUUUUGUCUAGCAUCAUUUUUGUAUGAAAGUACAGAUAUUGAAUAAUUGCUGUUAAAACAUUAUAUUUUACAAAUAUAACAGAGAUUCCUAACUCAUAUAUUAUGGCUCUAUUAAGGGUUGUAGAGUGUAUUUGUAAUAUAGAAAAAGAUACAAGUUUUAUACAUGCAUUUUAUGUGUACAAAUAUUAUAAUUUACGAUUGACUAGUUCCAUAAAAUUACAUAUUAAAAAGUCAUAAGAGUGUACUGUAUAGAAGUACAUAGCGUAUCCUGCCUAAUAUUAACAAGGGAAAUAUUACAUAAUUUGGCUGGAUGAAUGCUACAAAAUAGUGGAAGUUGAAAUCAGGCUUUUGAGGGUGAAAAAAUAUUAAAAGAAUUUGCUCAUAUAGCAAGUUAGAUGUCCUAAAGCUACAUGGAUUCUCUCUUACACCAUUGAAGAAACAUUUCAUGAACGCAGUUCACCACACCUGGUCCUUUACUGAACACAUUACUGUUGAAAAGUUUUUGUAAGGAUUUGAAUAUUUGAUGUACUUUUGUUGUUUACUAAAUGAUGUGGUGGCCAGACUGAAUUGGAUGCAGGUUCAAAUAUUGGGAUUUAUUUUGAACUGAAGUUUGAUUCUUGUGCAACUAACAGGCAGCUAUAAUACUUCUCACUUUACCCAUGUACCAAUGAAGCUUACAAUAUUGUCAUUGCAUUGUGUAAACAUCAUUUGAGCUUAAUUUGCCUCACUUGUAAAUAUUUUGUUUAAACUUUAAUUGUACAUAGUAAUUGCCAAAACGUUUGCUUAGAUUAUUCUACACUGUCCAGAGCAAGUUUAAAUCUCUGUAUAUUUUGACAAUGCUCAGAUCUGAUAUGCUACUCCCAUUAUAAAUAUUGUAGAAUACUAAGAAGAGAUCCGUCCAUGUCACUUGUUACAUUACAAUGUAUUUCUUUAUAUUUCUGUGAUAAAAACCAAAGUUAAUAAAAUAUCUUUAUCAAAAUAUUGUAUCAUUGUAUUAUAGUAUUGUUAAUUUGAUAUUGAUUGAUUUUUAUGUUAUAAAAAAUAUGUUUAAUCUUUCACAUUAGUUUGUAGGUAUUAAAAACCUUUCCUUUUAUAUAACUCAACAUACCAUAUAAAAAAAUAUUCCCCCUGCAGGCUAAGUAAUUUCAUUAUGUUUUAUGUGUAAAAGUUUUUAGAUUAAUUUCUUUUUGACAUGAUAAAUAAAUCAUAAAUGGUUAGAUUACUCAACAUUUAAUAGUUUGUAUUUUUUAUUUUACAAAGCACAGUAAAAUAAAUAAUUAAGAAACUAUUUAAAACUAGACUUCUUUAGUUUAACUCACAAUGUAAUUAUAUUUAUAUCAUAGAGAUGUAAACACACUUUUAUAGCACUUUCAUUAUUUCAUACAUGGAAAACAACAUUUCAAUUAAACUAGCUAUCUCACAUUGCAAAACAAUUCACAAAACUACUGCCAUAUACACAAAAUAUAAUUUAUUGUUCUUUUACCUUCAUUUAAAUUUACAAAAAAUGUUCAGGCAUUCAUCACAAAACCUAUACACAAUACAUCUUUAUGUUCAGAUUAAUUCAUACUAACUAUAUUCAGGAUACAUUUACUUCCAAAACUACUUCAAUAUAACUUUUGUUUAAUACAACAAAGCCAAAAUGGUACAUUGAUAUUUAAAAUAUUCUAUCCAAUUUGUAUUGAGAACAUUAGUAAAACACACAUUUUGCAUUCUUGAA
Molecule: messenger RNA, 4672 nt
Organism: Biomphalaria glabrata
Lineage: Eukaryota; Metazoa; Mollusca; Gastropoda; Planorbidae
Product: X-linked retinitis pigmentosa GTPase regulator-like
Exons: 20
Coding region: 208-2724 (838 amino acids)
Source: RefSeq, a predicted model, not a curated record